ACUCUAUAUUGUCGAGACACUUGGAAGUCCCACGAGAAACUCCUACCCGCACAUAUUCACCCUGCCUUCAACUAUAUACCAUACCGCUUCAGAACACAAAAAUAUGUAUAUUCCGAAAUUACUGCGAAAACAGAAAACAACAAAUAUUCCGCCAAAAGACAACAGUGAAUGACUUCGAACAAACGGAUUUGUUUUCCAGUGAAUGCAACAGUCUUUCGUAGUUUUCCGAUGAAUGUUGCGUGAUCUUUUUGCUCCAUCGAAGUGCGCCGCACGUAACGUGGACGCGCCCGCGCGCGAAACCGAAGGAAUGACGCAGAUGCUGCGCACGCGCGCCGCCUGCCGUCCAUGUUGUGUCGGCGGAGGAGGCUAAGCGCUAACGGCUAGCUUAGCUCGCGUCGUCCUCCUCUUCGCCUUUCUUCUGGGAUCGGCUGCGCGGACAUGUCCUCGGCUCGUCGCCCCGCCAGGCGGCCGCCGAGCACCGAGACCGUCGUCGCGGCUCUUCUCUAAGCUAAGCUAAGCUAGCGUUAGCCCGCGACGAUGAGCGACGAAAUGUCUCCCGACUUCGUGUUGAUGCGCCUCCUCGUCUCGGCGGCAGAGUACGAGCACCUGGAGCACCAGCCCGAACACGUCACGUCCGGGAAAGCCGGCCUGGUUCGCGGCGGCUUCGAUGUGGACUCAGGCGGGGCCCCGACAGGCCUGGGCUCGGCCUCCCCGCACUACGGCUCUCCUCUGCCCGGCAAAGGCGAGCUGGAAGGCGGACUGCUGAUGCCGGAGGCCCUACCCGACUCCGACGACCCCUCGCUGCCGGCGGAGGAGAACUUCGACUUCCCCGGGUCGACCGGGUCGAGGGCGCAGUUGAUGGUGUUCCGGAACCGGAUGUUGGACUUUGGCCUGGAGCAGCCCCCUUUGGGGGGAAACGAGACACGGUGGGUGGACUCCUCGGAGUCAGGUUCUGGUUCGGCCGUCGACGCGGAGGAGCGGGACCCCUGCUUCGGCCCGUCUUCUGAGGAGAACCGCCAGUGGCGUCCAGAAGGAUCCGAUCCGUCUGGGUCGGUCCUCUGUCACCCACUAGGUAAGUGGUCUCCACUGACCCUGCUGGAUUCCCGGAGCAAUCGUGGUGCCAAUGAUGAGGAACUGGUCCUGGCUCUGAACCCGGGACCAGACCAGGCAGGAUGCAGGGAAGGCAAUGAAAGGGUAGCAGCCCCCCUCCCUCGGUGUUCCUGUCUCCUGGCUUCCGGGGCAGCGGCGCCAGGCGAGGAUCCGAGCGAAACCAGCGACGCCUUGCUGGUCUUGGAAGGGUUGGGGGCGGACGGAGACGUCGGGGAGGGGGGGACGUGUCGGAGAGCGGGGCCCGUGUUCUCCAGCGGGACCCUCAGCGGGCUAAUGCAGCAGGUCCACAGACUAGCAGGGGAGGCGGGGGUCUGCACCCAUCAAACGUGGAGGACCCCCACGGGCAGCUCCCUCCGGGACCGGACCGGCACCUGUCUCCGAGCUUCCCCCGCUGCCCCCCCGUCCCCCGCCCCUGAACCGCAGCGUCGCCCCCAGCACCGGUCCCGUUCCCAACCUCAGAGCCGAGCCACCACCCCCAAAUUGGGCUCGGCCACGGGCGGGCGCUCCGCCUCCCCCCUGGUGGUCCUAGAAGGGGACCCGGGCGGUGACAGGAUGCCCAGGGGCAAGCCCGGGAAAGCGGGGUCCCUGAAGGUGCGCCUCAGUAAACUGUUCCGAACCAAGAGCUCGUGCGGGGGGACGGGGGGCCUCCUGGACAAGAGGCCGUCCCUCACCUCGUCCACCUUGUCGGCGGGGAGUCUGGUGGACGUGUGGGGGUCCACCUGCGGCAACACGGAGGACGGCGGCAGGCUGCAGACGCCUGCGCUGACAUGCACGCCGCCCUUCACCGGUGAGACGGUCUCCUUGGUGGAUGUGGAGAUCUCUCGGAGGAACUGCCUCCACCCUCCGACUCCUCCACCUCCACCCAGACGGAGCCUCAGUCUGCUCGAUGAUUUGGGGGGUCCCCCUCCACCGCGGGUUCCUUCGUCCGAGCGUGUCGGUGGGGCGUCGAUGCAGUCUCUGCCACCCCGCCCGGUGGGCGCGCCUUCCUCCCUGAGCGCCAUCCAGCACAGCCUGAGUCUCAACGACUCAUUCCUGCGGGGGCUGCCCAGGCCCGUCCCCCUGCGGGCCGACGCCCGGCGCCAGGCGCCCCGCCGCUCCCUCGAGCGCCCCGACGGCGGCAACUUCGCCAGCAGCCUCCGAGAACUGGAAAAGUGCGGCUGGUACUGGGGUCCCAUGACGUGGGAGGACGCCGAGAUGAAGCUGAAGGGCAAAGCCGACGGCUCCUUCCUGGUGCGCGACAGUUCCGAUCCUCGCUACAUCCUCAGCCUGAGCUUCAGGUCGCAGGGCGUCACGCACCACACGCGCAUGGAGCACUAUCGAGGGACGUUCAGUCUGUGGUGUCACCCCAAGUUUGAGGACCGCUGCCAUUCAGUGGUGGAGUUCAUCGAGCGCGCCAUCACGCACUCCAAGAACGGAAAGUUCCUCUACUUCCUGCGCUCCCGAGUCCCAGGUCUGCCACCCACGCCGGUGCAGCUGCUGCAUCCCGUGUCACGCCUGAGCAGAAUCAAGUCCCUGCAGCACCUGUGUCGCUUCUGCAUCCGCCAGCUGGUCCGCGUGGACCACAUCCAGGAGCUGCCGCUGCCCACGCCACUGAUCGCCUACCUGCGCAAGUUUUACUACUACGACCCCGAGGAGGAGGCUGGCGACACGCAAACGUAGCGAAUCGGCACGCGCUGUCCAAUGUGAGUCCGACCGACCGGCCGAAGGCUGUCUUUCUGUAUGAGCGCUGCCGUAUACGGCGCCAUGUUGACGUUGCUCCUCGCUUCUUCCUUCUCUAAAGAAACAAAGAAGAUGAACAACAUUUGUCCGUGUCUCCGCAGACAGAAUACAGUCGCUUUUUUUAAUUGCUGAUCACCCCCGUUGGAUUAUGUAUGUUCACUUCCUGGACUGUCCUCAUUUGCAGCCCAAAUUCUUCCCAUUGGUUAGGGCACUGCAUCGCCACUCCCACCACACACACGUGUGCCCCUCUCCCCUCCUGUCCUAUUUGAUACUGGCUUGGUCCCUUCCUCACAGGAUGUGACACUCUCGUUCUACCGUUAGCUCAUUGACUGCCGUGGAUGUUUUCAACCGGAAUGCAGGUGUUUACUGCCCUCGACGUACGCAUCCGUCAAGUACGUUUUUCAACGGGGAAGCGUGCGAGAGGGUCUCGCCCAGCUUGUCGGUGCAACGCAAGCUUCUACGUAUCUGUAGUGACAAACAGACGCACGUAGGUGGCGGUGUCGCACCGCUUUUGAGUAAAUUAGGCAGCGAAUCUCGGCUUGUCACAUUGAUAAUGAGGGAUGAAUGCCGACACGUCGGAGCUUGGACAAGAUUAGGCACCUCACACUCCAACAGAGUGUUGCGUUAGGUAAUAGAACGUGUGCGACGCCAUCAUGACAAAAGAUGAUGCCGUUCGUGGAGUGAAAGACCAACGUCAUGUUAAAAAGCCACUCACGCGCGUUUCUUAGUUGGAUGUUGGGAAAUAAAAUGAUUAUUUUGCCAUCAUAA
This is a messenger RNA of Phyllopteryx taeniolatus (common seadragon), 3597 nucleotides long. Its product is annotated as suppressor of cytokine signaling 7-like. Gene Ontology annotation, biological process: intracellular signal transduction; phosphatidylinositol phosphate biosynthetic process. Lineage: Eukaryota; Metazoa; Chordata; Actinopteri; Syngnathiformes; Syngnathidae. Gene Ontology annotation, cellular component: phosphatidylinositol 3-kinase complex. The coding region runs from base 538 to 2769 and encodes 743 amino acids. The record is from RefSeq and is a predicted model, not a curated record. Gene Ontology annotation, molecular function: 1-phosphatidylinositol-3-kinase regulator activity. The transcript has 9 exons.